AUGAAGUAGUUAUAUUACCAAAAGCCAUAAUAGAUUGCAAAUGCAUAUAUAAUGUAUAUCUUGUAUUUGAUGUUGUAGAUGUCAUAUUUUAUUCAUCUGUAGAAGAAACUGAUUAUGGUGCCAUAUAUGCCAUAGAUGCCUUAUUUUGUUCAUUCAUAGAAAAGACUGAUUGUGGUAUAGUAUAUGCUAUAGAUAUCAUAUUUUGUUUAUCUGUAGAAGAGACCGAUCGUGUUGUAGUAUUAGUGUUAUUAAUCAAUUCCAAUUCAUAA
Messenger RNA from Funneliformis caledonium, 269 nucleotides. The record is from the annotation of a GenBank genome assembly. NCBI's taxonomy places the organism in Eukaryota, Fungi, Glomeromycota, Glomeromycetes, Glomerales, Glomeraceae.